UGUGGAAACAUCUUGAUGACAUGUUUCGUUUAUUGUAGAUAAUCACAGGUACAUUGAUUCCAUUCUUCCACUCACACAGGAGGCAGAGGAGGACAUCACUGAGAAAUACACAAUGGGAUCUAUGUUUCUCAGCUCAGCCAUACUUGUGCUCCUGUCCUCGGGUCUCUGCCAUGGAGCCGGUGUCCUCACUGUUGACUCCCUUCGCGGGGCAGCGGGAGAGAGCGUGACUUUCACUACAUCUGUGAAACCGGGAGCUGAACCCUUCCUGGCGCUGACCUGGAGCUUCAAUGUCACCUACAACAUCAUAACUUCGACCAGAGCCGACUUUGUGGGACAGGGCUACGAGAACAGGAUCGAUCUGGACAAGUCCACUGGGUCUCUGGUGCUGAGAAAUCUGACAGAGGGAGACAGCGGAGAGUAUGAAUUAAUCAUCAUCCCAUACGGAGGAGAGCAGAUCCAAGGCACUGUGAAGCUGGAAGUACUGACCAAAGUGUCAAAGCCCUCUCUAGCCUGCCCCACUGGACACUUAAUAGAAGGCAAAACCUCUGUGGAACUAACCUGCGACGCCGGCGGCUCGGUGUCGUCGAGAAUGUGGAUGAAAGACGGAAAAGCUCUGGUUUCUGGAGACAGAUUCAGCUUUCACGACGGCAACAGGGUGUUGUCUAUCAGCCCCGUGGACAGGAGAGACACCGGAGAGUUUUUCUGUAAUGUCAGCAAUGAUUUCAGUUUUGAAACAGCCAAAUGCAGCCUUAUGGUCUAUUAUGGACCUGACAAACCAACGCUCGUUCAGAGGCCAGUAGGAGCAGAACUCGAGGAGAGCGUCACCCUCAGCUGCUCCGCUGAGUCCCUGCCGAAGGCAACUUUCUUCUGGACGUUCAGACACAGGAGGUUUCCCGGGCCCUCGUACUACAUCGACGAGAUGGACGAGGAGCACCUAGGGAAGUACACCUGCACCGCCCGUAACGCCAUCACUGGUCUGGAAGCCUCUGAGGUCCACAUGCUGCGUGACUCAUCUACUACCAUCAGUGGUUCUAAGUCCACAAUGGUCUGCACUGUCAUGACCUUGGUGGGACUCAUGUUGAUCUAAAGACUGUCUGUGGAAAUAGCUUGACCACAUAGAUUUUUACAUCAUCUCUCUCUGUGGUUAACGUUGUUGCUCUGUCCCCCGAAAAAAUAAAAAAAGUAUAAUAAUAAAUAACAAAAUGACAAA
This is a messenger RNA of Scophthalmus maximus (turbot), 1210 nucleotides long. Its product is annotated as carcinoembryonic antigen-related cell adhesion molecule 1. The record is from RefSeq and is a predicted model, not a curated record. Lineage: Eukaryota; Metazoa; Chordata; Actinopteri; Pleuronectiformes; Scophthalmidae. The coding region runs from base 113 to 1087 and encodes 324 amino acids. The transcript has 5 exons.